UACGGGUACAUCGUUUCCUGCUGUCUAUCUAUAUUUUUUCUUCCCCUAGGUCGGAAGUUUAAGAAGUUUGGAAGCCUGAAGGUUGUUGGUGGAGUCCAGUCACUUCUUCUACACUCUCCACAGACAUUACCGAUUGAGAACCAGGCUCUGAUACCAGUGUCCUGUGUGCCUUCAGUGCAAGAGCUCCACUACACUACACAGAUACUCAGCAUUUUGGAGGCUAUUGAGCCUGAAGUGGUAUACGCAGGCUAUGACAGCUCACAACCAGAGGCCCCCAACGUCCUGCUGACCAGCUUGAACAACCUCUGUGAGAAACAGCUGCUAGCCAUCGUCAAGUGGUCCAAAUUACUCCCAGGAUUCCGCCUGUUACACAUCAGUGACCAGAUGACUCUGAUUCAGUACUCCUGGAUGAGCAUGAUGGUGUUUGCAAUGGGAUGGCGAUCAUACCAAAAUUUCACCAGCCAGAUACUAUACUUCGCACCAGAUCUUGUCUUUAACGAAGAGAGAAUGAAACAGUCUCCGAUCUAUGACUUGUGUUUGGCAAUGCAACACAUCCCACAAGGAUUUCAAAAUCUACAAGUGACAAGGGAGGAGUUUCUUUGCAUGAAAGCCUUACUACUCCUCAAUACAAUACCACUGGAGGGUCUGAAAAGUCAAGACCAGUUUGAUGAAAUGAGACAGCACUACAUCAGAGAGCUCACCAAAGCCAUACAGUUGAAGGAGAAGGGAAUUAUUGAGAGCUCACAACGCUUUUACCACCUGACCAAACUGAUGGACUCCAUGCACGAAAUUGUGAAGAAACUGCAUCUCUUCUGCCUCAAUACCUUUGUCCAGUCCCAGUCUCUCAGUGUGGGGUUUCCUGAGAUGAUGUCCGAAGUGAUUGCAGCUCAGCUCCCAAAGAUCCUGGCUGGGAUGGUGAAACAUUUACUCUUUCACAAAAAGUGAAAGAUCCUGGGUGACCAACCGCAGUUAGGAGGGUGUGUGUCGUUCAAGUAACGCUGUGACCUACCUGGCUAUUAUUUCUGAACACAUAUGCUUUUUCUUUUUGAGGUGCUACGAACACUGUGCAGUGAUUACCCAGGAUAUGUGGAUAAGUAUUUAACAGCUAGCCUGAUUUUGUAGAAAAAAGUCUGUUAUGUUAAUUUACUACACAGUUUUAUGUACCCUUGAUACAGCAUUCAGUACACAUUGCCCUUAAAAACACAAACCUGGUGCUUUGAGUAGAAUUUAACAACUAUUUAUGCAAAAGUGCAAUUUCCAAAGAUAAUUUCAGUUGUCAAAAGCUUGCCAAAGUUGCUUGAUACUAUUUUCCUUACCAAAACAAAUGGUACUAAAUUGGCAUAAAGACCUUUAUAAAUCACCUUAAUACAUGUUUUGUUUCCAAAUGAAAUCUAUGUUUUUGCCAAUACUUUGAUAUUUCUGGGGACCUGAAGUUUUCUUAGAAUUCUUAUUGUUGAAGUGAUUUAAAUCCGCUCACAACUUUGUUUUGAUUAUUCUCUUGAGGUUUGUUUAUUUUCAAAAGAUCAGAACUCAUAGAAAAUUGAUCCCCUUACAUCUUUGGACAAGGACAGCCUGUUCCAGAAAAAGAGGAACCCACCCUUCUUAUUUUCCCAUCUCUCACACCUGGAUUUCAGACUGUGCAUAUAAACAACAAGAAUGAACUCAGAGAGGCAAAGCCUGGAUUUAAUAAACAUUGUGGCUUUGCUUUAGCUGUACAACUUAGUCAUACACAUUUUUCAAAAGAAUAAAAAAUAUAGUUUAUCUAUCUGUCCUCAGUGCUACAUUUCCCUAACAUAAAUUCAACAUACAAAAUAAUUGUAGCAGUCUCCAGUUUUAUAUAAGAAACAUUUAAUAGAAAAUGCGAUACUCAGCUGUAUUGUUGAAAACAAACUGUUUAUAUGGUUUCAAGCACAUUUCCCUGACCUUGAAUACCAUUUUCAUUUGUGUUGUAUAUACAGUAAAGUGUUGAAUAUUCAACUAUUUUUGAGUACUUAAUUUAUUUAAAAUAUUAAAAUACAUACAUAUUGAAGAAAAAUAGGAAAUAACAACAACAAAAAAGUCUUAUGUGAAGUCUACUUUUCUUAAACAUUUUUGAUGGCUGUAAAUGUGAAGUACAGAUUCUAUUAGAUUUGAAGUUUUUUUUUCAUAAUUAAAGACAGCACUUUUUUACAGCUGGCCUGAUUCAAAACACAUGUGUUCAUGGCUUCCUGUACCUACUCAAUAUGGAGUAUUGGAUCAAGGUCAUUGCAUGCAUUCCGAGCUGUCGAUAUCAAUAUAAAAAGACAACAACCACAGACGUCAAAAGAGACGAGCCACACGGAGUACAUCGCUUACCAGAAAUAUCACCCAGCAGAAAUGCCUGGUUGUCUGACGUCGAGAUAAAGACGUUUCAUAUGAAACACCCCCUUCGUUUUAUGUACUAGCAAUGUUGACUAAGCCAUGAAGGUCUUACGCAUGCAGACUUUGAUAAUAUCCAAUUGUUUUUAUAUCUUUAAUACAGCAUUUCUCUGAUGUGACACACCCGACUGUGGUUAUAUUGCUUAUUAUUUUACACAUUUCCGAUCCUUGAACCAGUCUUUCAGUAGCCCCACUGGUAAUUGCCUCUUUUACUAUGACAUCAAUGCUGUGGCUGUUGACUCUUUAGUAAGAAAAUAAUACAAGAUUUGAAAAACAUCUGGAGUUCUGUGACAAUGUUAUGUAUUGUGUUGUGAUUUUAAUUAUUUUUAUUUUUUUAACUGGACAUUAUUUUAAAGACAUUGAAAAAGACUUAUAGUCGAAAUGUUUUUCAUUGAAUUUAUUAGGUUUCUUUUAGCAGUUCUAAAAGUAAAUAUAAAUAGUAAAUACUAAUAGCUGGUGUAACACAAUGCUCCUGUCAAUCUUGUUAUUUUUUUAUUUUGUUUUGCUGCAGAUGUUUUUUUUUUAAAUAAGUUGUGUUUGUGUUUAGCAGUUAGGUUUGAGAAAAUAAAGUGGAUCAUGUUUUUUUUAUUUUUAUUAUUGUUAUUUGUUAGAUUUGUUUUUAAUGUGGCCUUAAUUAGACUUACCUAAAUAUAUACACGGUGUGAUGUGUUUUUAUGAACAUUUAAGAAGAUUGUAUUCUUUUAAAGGGUAUAUAUUAACCUACACUCUAAAAACAAUCAUUCUUGUUUUUUUUCACCUACAAGUUGAUUUUCUUGUUUUCGAUGAUAUUUCAAAUAUGAGUGAACAGCUAUAAAUGAUCCAGUGCUCUGUUUCGGCAGCAAGAGUAAGGAGGGGCCCACUUUGUGAACAGAAUGUUGAGAAAAAACGGAAAUGCUUGUAAGAGACCUUGAAUAAGUGAUGUCUGUGUAAAUAUGACUGUAUGUACAUGUUAAUAAAGUCAUGCAGGUGUUUUGCUAUU
Polyodon spathula (Mississippi paddlefish) is the source of this 3376-nucleotide messenger RNA. RefSeq names its product progesterone receptor-like. The record is from RefSeq and is a predicted model, not a curated record. NCBI's taxonomy places the organism in Eukaryota, Metazoa, Chordata, Actinopteri, Acipenseriformes, Polyodontidae. The annotation marks the transcript as partial. The transcript has 5 exons.